Molecule: messenger RNA, 2436 nt
Organism: Astyanax mexicanus (Mexican tetra)
Lineage: Eukaryota; Metazoa; Chordata; Actinopteri; Characiformes; Acestrorhamphidae
Gene: minar2
Product: membrane integral NOTCH2 associated receptor 2
Exons: 3
Coding region: 17-640 (207 amino acids)
Source: RefSeq, a predicted model, not a curated record
CAUCAAUAAGUCAUCAAUGCAGUCAGACUCAGAACACCAUGCUAUCUGUGUGAAGAACAUGGACAUUACGGUUCUCCCAAACAAUAAUCACCCGGAGAAAUUCCUCCAGCUGGAUGUGGGAAUGCUACCAGCCACCCACGGCAUGUUCCAGAUUGGGGCUGCACUCUCCGGCCAGAGGCAGUGGCAGAACACGGUGUAUUCACAGAGGGAGCGCAGGGGGCUGAGGGCAACACAAGUUCAAGCACCUCCACCUGUCAGUCCACACUUCAGAGACCGUGAGCUGGAGCAGCACAUCACACCACUCACCCUGAAACCAAAGAUCAAACAGAAUCCCCUCUACAUGGACAUCCAUCCUGAUGAUGACGAGAACAACAGAACCAAACCAUCGUGGACCAUCGAGGACUAUGACAGACAUGCUAUGCAUGGCAACCUGGCAGAGUAUCUAAAGGAAGACCCAAGGAAACUGAACUUCUGGCUGGAGGAUCUCUACACCCCAGGCUUCGACUCCCUGCUGAAGAAGAAAGAAGCAGAACUGAAAAGGAACAAAAUUUGUAAAAUCGUCACUUCAGUCAUUCUGUCAGUGUUCGUAGUUGUGAUCAUUAUUACAGUGCCAAUUGUAGUGACACAAAGAAAAGACUAAUGGAAGAUUAAUGGAAUCAGGCUAAAAGGACUGACUCUCUUAUCUCAGCUGAUUAACAAGGCCUCUUGUACUGCUGGACAGAUUAUUACCCACAGGCUCAUGUCACUGCUUGGGCUUACACAGGCCUAAUUCAGACUAAUGGAGAACUCUUGUAUUGCUCUAAGGAACAGCAGCACCACCAUGAGACCAGCAACGAGUGAGGUACCUUCGAUUGAACAGGAUUUUCUUAGUGGUUGAGCUUUUCUUUUUAAAGAAAAUAUUUAAGAAAACUUUAAACAGCAUGUGAGCAUUUCCUAGCUGUCUAUAUGACCAUGAAUAGCCUUUCCUGAACAGCAAAGACAGUAAUUCCAUACAAAAGCAGAUAAAGUCUUUUUAAUACCCCUGAUGCUUGAUUGAGACAGUUUUCCAAAGGCAUGUUAAUGUUUUCAUACUGCAAAACUGCAACUGCAAAAAGUAUUUGCUUUUCCAUGUCUUCAUGGACCUUGCUUUGUCCACUGGUGCGCAGUCAAGUUGUUACAGGAAGGGGACAUCCUCAAACUGUUCCCACAAAGGUGGGAGAAUGAAAUUGUCUAAAAUCUCAUGAAGUGUUCCUUUCACUGGAACUAAGGUGUUGAUCCCAACUCCUGAAAAACAAGCCCACACCAUAAUCCCCCCUCUACCAAACUUUACACUUGGCACAGUGUAGUUAGACAAUUACCGUUCCCUGGACUCUGGCAAACCCAGACUCGUCCAUCCGACUGCCAGACAAAGAAGCAUGUUUAGUCACUCCCGAGAACACGUCUCCACUGGUCUAGAGUCCAAUGGUAACAUGCUUUUACACCGCUGCAUCUGGCACUUUGUGCUUGGUGAUGUAAGGGUUGGUUGCAGCUGUUUGGCAAUUGAAACCUUUUCUAUGAAGCUCUUUACGCUCUGUUCUUGAGAUGUGCAUCUGUAGCGAUUCUCUGCAGAAAGUUGGUGACCUCUAUAUUUAUAACAUCUAAGUAAAAGAAAACUUUUUUUUUUUCCAAUUAUGACAGUGGUAUCAAACAUCAAAGUACAGCUUCCCUCUAGUGGGCAGGGUUUAAACACAAAACAAAAUAAUUAAAAUAAUUUAAAAUUAAUAUAACAUUACAAAAGAACAUUUUUCGACACCUGUAGAUCAAUAUUUUCGUAUGCCCCUAGUGCUUAGUUUGAUCUUUUUGGUCAGAUGCUUUUUGGAAACCUAGCCAGAGCGGUAGAUCUGUAAACAGAAAUCUAUAAAUAGUUCAAAUAAAUGUGCUUCCCAUGGUUCCUAGAGCAAUGCCAUAUAGAAGAAUCAAGUUCUGUUACUGUAGAAAGCCAUAUUUUUAUAGUGUGGAAAAUCUUUUGACAAUAUAAAGAACCUUUUGAAGAUCCCCUUAUUUUUAGGUAUUUGCAACAUCCAUCUCGUUUUUUCCUAAUCAUUCUUGAAUUCAUAAAGAAGUAAAUCUGCCAGCAGUUAUUUUUAUAAGAAAUUACUAGACAUAUGAGGAGUGGUUUGCAAAUUGUUAAGCAGAGUGCUCUGUAAUGGUUCAAUUCUUUGUUAUGUCUCCAUUAAUUCCAAUAAGAAGAGUUAUAGUCACUGUCAGAAUGAAUGGUGUUAUUAUCUUGUCACACAGAUAAUAAGGACAGAUUGAGAUUGUGCUGUGUUAUCUUUCUACUUCCAGAACACACAUACACAUCCAGACAUUGAGGAUGCACUUCACAGUCUAACUACUCUAUUUGUCAAGGUACAAUUAAAAUAUCUUGUAUAAAAAAAGAGUGAGCGUCUUUAUCGUGCUGGGCCACAACCGACUCAA